Messenger RNA from Toxotes jaculatrix (banded archerfish), 3503 nucleotides. Its product is annotated as rac GTPase-activating protein 1-like. Lineage: Eukaryota; Metazoa; Chordata; Actinopteri; Toxotidae. Bases 155 to 2053 code for a protein of 632 amino acids. The transcript is spliced from 17 exons. The record is from RefSeq and is a predicted model, not a curated record. Gene Ontology annotation, biological process: signal transduction.
GAAUGUGCAAACUUUAUCAGACAGGUGUGGCUCUGCUCCUGCUGCUGGAGUGGGAAUAAACACUUUAACCUCUUCUUUUAACAUCAAACGGUGUUGUAUUACAUGUCAGCCGCACAUUCACAGGAAUACUAUUGCACAGCCGCAGUAAGACGCGAUGGAGCCGUCUGUGGUGAACCUGUACAACCAGUUCCAGAGUCUCAGAGCCCAGGUGGACGGUCUGAAUGAGGGCAUUGAACCACAGUUCCUCCAGAUGGCAGUGAACUUUGAGGAGUGCCGUAAGAAGUGGCUGCAGGCAGGCGAUGAGCUGGUUUCCUGUAAAGAGAUGCUGGCUAAAGCAGAGACUGAGAGGGGAGCCCUGGAAGUGAAACUAAAGCACGCUCGCAACCAGGUGGAUGUAGAGAUCCGCCGGCGACAGAAGGCUGAAGCAGUCUAUGAAAAGCUGGAACGUCAGCUACAGCUGAUCCGGGAGCUGCUGAUAUCAGAGAACAACGGCAACAGUGUCCACCUGAGUGAGGAGCAGCGCUCUGCCCUGGCCUUCCUCAGUGCCCACUCUCAGGCAGCACAGUCUGCUAAAGGCAACCUCAACAAUAGCCGAAGGUUAGCUACCAUCGAUGAAUCAGCCUCUUUGCUGUCAGACAUCAGCUAUGACCAAACGGACGACUCUCUGGAUUGGAAUUCCUCUGUUGUGAGGACUGUGAGGCUGCGGAAACGCCAGAAACGACGUUCCUCCAGAAAACUCUCUGAGGUUCCUCCACAGGCCGUGAAGAAACCUCGCUCUACUGGACGCACAUCAGAUAGGAUGAAUGAGUCAAUCGUGGCCAAAACUACCAUCACUGUGCCUGUAAAUGGUGGUGCUGUCGAGGCUGUCUCCACCAUUGAAACUGUCCCUUACUGGACACGCAGCAGAAAGAAAAGUGUUGCUCCAGGGUGGGGUGAUACAACCACUACUGACCAAUCUGAGACUGCCAGUGAGGCUCCCAGCACACCUGUCUCAGAUUUCCCAGCUCGAACCCCCAAAGUUAAUGGGGGAGGAAAGAAGCACCACUUCAUCCCCAAAACAGUGAUCAAGUCUGAAUUCUGUGUACCAUGUGGAAGAAGAACAAAGUUUGGCAAGAUGUACCUCCGCUGCCAGGAUUGCAGGGUUGUGACCCAUCCAGAGUGUCGUGACCGCUGUCCCCUGCCCUGUAAUCCCACAGCUGUUAGCACUCCAAUCAAAAACACAGAGGCCACCCUGGCCGACUUUGCUCCAGUCACCUCCCCAAAGAUACCCGCUUUGGUUCUCUACUGCAUUAAGGAGAUUGAACACAGAGGCCUACAUGAGCUUGGCCUGUACAGACUCUCUGGACACGAGCGUUUGGUGAAAGAGCUGAAGGAGAAGCUGAUUAGAGGAAAGACUCUACCUCCGCUUAGCAAAAUAGAAGACAUCAAUGUGAUUACAGGUGUCCUCAAAGACUUCUUCAGAAACCUUCCAGAGCCACUUCUCACCUUCCACCUCAACAAAGUCUUCAUGGAAGCAGCUGAAAUCCAGGAUGACGGCAACAGUCUUGCCAUGUUGUACCAGACCAUUAGUGAGCUGCCUCAACCCAACCGAGACACUCUGGCCUGCCUGAUGAUUCAUCUGCAAAAGGUGUCUGAAAGCGUGGAUACCAAAAUGGAUGUGAACAACCUGGCCAGGGUUUUUGGCCCAACCCUUGUGGGUCAUGCUGUUCCUGAUCCUGACCCUAUGACAAUUUUGCAUGACACAAAUCGACAACCGAGGGUGGUGGAGCGCUUGCUCCAUAUUCCAGCGAGCUACUGGAGCCAGUUUGCCUUUCCUGAGAAUCCAGCCAUGGACAGUGCUCACCAGUUUAAUACUCCAGACCACAAAGUGAGCAUAUUGGGGCCAGUGACCACUCCAGAGCACCAGAUGAUGGCUAAAACACCUUCCUCAAGCUCGCUGUCCCAGCGCAUGAUGCAGACCCUCUCCAGCACCACCAUAUUUGGGAGCAAGAGCAAAGCAACGGCUGCCUCUAACCGUCAGGGCAACUUCUUUGCUUCUCCACAGCUGAAGUAAUGAAGGAGGAAAACAAAAAGUUAAUCCAUGUUGUACUUUGGGUUUACUUACUGCAAUAACCAAAUAUAUAUAUUCACAUAAUCAUGUGGGAAAACUACUGUGCAAUUUUUUAUUACUGAAUUUUUUUUUAUUCAAGUGUUCUAACCAAGACUUUCUAGCCAGUUUUUUUCUUUGAAGAGUGUUUGUUUUUAAUGUCUUUAAUAACUUUGAUUUAGUAUCGACCAAAGCUGUGGUCACGCUUAUGUGAUUGUUAGAGGUUUAACUCUCAACCAGGUAUAACCAGCCAUUCUAAAGCAAUCCAAGGCUCAUAAUUUUCUAUUAACACUUGGCAUUGAUGUUCCUAAGCUAUGUAGUCAUUGGUGUUUGCCCAUAUGUUAGCCUGUGGUUGUAACCACAGCGACAAAGAUGCACAAGCACACAUGAGAUACACAGCUGGACUGGACAAAGAGAAAAGAAGUCGUAUUAUUGGCCAGUGUCUCUUUGUCUUUUGGCUUUGGUUGCUUUGUUAUUGUUUUCUAAACUGACAUUGGUUUCCUGCUUUAACUCUUUGUUUUAUAUGUAUGUUGAUUGUUUGGUAUUACAUGUAACACUCGUGACUUAUUUGCCUUAACAAUAUUGCAAUGUAAACACUGAUACUGAAUGGGGAAUUAUGUUGCUUUUUGCACUGUAUGCCUGUAAUAUAUUUUCGACCUGAAAAUACACACCACUAGAGGCUGCUCUUGCACCACUUUUGAUAUGCAGACCUUUACCAAUCUACUGUUUAUUAUGCACAUAACCAGUCAGAGUUACUGACACUUCUUUUAUUAUCAGCAGAUCAUUAGAAGUGCUGUAAGUUAUAUCUAUAACCUAGGGCUCUUAGGUCAGUGUUUCUUCUCUCCCAAACCAGAGAUCUGAGACUCACAUCUGUGGUCGUCACAAAAUAAAAUCUGGAGCUUCCUUAAUUUAUGAAUGUGAAAACCGAUUUGCGUGCACAGUUACUGUUUUAAGUGUUUGUAUCCACAGUAGCGUUCUUGUACAGUUACAUCGCCAGUAAUGCAUAAGAAGUGACCCUCAGUGUCUCUGAGAAAAAGUCUUCCCUCUGCUGCUCUCACUGUCAUUAUUACAAACUCCAGAUUUUAGCAUGGUACAAGUACUUGUUAUUUUGGGGGGAAUGUGCACACUGACAGUAUUUUCUCGUUAAAACCAGAUCUAGCUGUGUUUUGCUUGCCAGUAGGAAAUAUGCAUAGUUUGAGGUUGUUCUACACCUUUAACAUUGCUUUGUUUUAUAUGUAUUAUUAUCCAUUCUUUAUACAUUUAUACCAUCAUAUGAUUCUGUGUCUCUAAUGAAAUAUUGUCUGAUGAAGUUACUUUCACUUUAAAGAUCUCGUGGACUGAAUGUUAAUGUUCAUUCCUUUUUCUUAGCUCAAAUAAGAUCAAAUCCAUAGUUGAGCUAAAAAUAAAACAUCAAAAG